Molecule: messenger RNA, 2178 nt
Organism: Drosophila serrata
Lineage: Eukaryota; Metazoa; Arthropoda; Insecta; Diptera; Drosophilidae
Source: RefSeq, a predicted model, not a curated record
CAAGUGGUGGCAAAGGUUCCGAUGCGUCUGUUCUUAGUGCUGAGUGUUUGUGUGGCAGUGGCCUCUGCCGGAGGCUAUGGAGGCGGCGGCUAUGGAGGCGGAAGUGGUGGCCAUGCAUCAGCCUCGUCCUCGGCGUCAGCUGGUGCUAUAGCUAUAGAUGGUGAUGGCCUUGUACCCGGUAAACAUGGCGGUGGACAUGGAGGAGCUGGAGGUGGCGAUUUCGGAGGCGGCUAUGGCGGCGAUGGCGGCCUGUCUGGUGGAUCCAUAGGAGGUCCCUUCGGAGGUGGCGCUCAUGCAGGAGGCGGUGCUCAUUCUGGAGGUGGCGGCGGCGGUGGCGGCUUCUUAGGAGGUGGCUCCAUUGGUGGAGGUCAUUCUGGCGGAUUAGGUGCCAACGGAAUCGGAGGUGGUCAUUCUGGAGGCGGUGGAAUCGGAGGUGGUCAUUCUGGAGGCGGUGGAAUCGGAGGUGGUCAUUCUGGAGGUGCCGGUGGUCCUGGAUUUGGAGGAAUCGGAGGCGGUGGCAGCUCUGCGUCUUCGUCGGCCGGUGCAAUUGGUGGCGGUGGCGGCGGCGGCGGCCAUGGAGGUGGCAAGCCGGGAGGUGGCUACGGAGGCGGCAGUGGCGGUGGCGGUGGAGGCUUCGGACCAGGAGGAGGAAUCGGUGGAGGUCACUCUGGAGGAGGUGCACAUUCUGGAGGUCACUCAGGUGGCGGCGGAAUUGGAGGCGGUCCUGGAUUUGGAGGUCACUCAGGAGGCGGUCUCAUCGGUGGAGGCCCCGGACUUGGAGGUGGCUUCGGUGGUGGUCACUUAGGAGGAGGAGGAGGCGGAGGAGCAGGAGGUGGCCACUUUGGUGGCGGCUUCAGCGGUGGUCACGGACACAAGCACGGCGGCCAUGGAGGCGGAUACGGUGGCGGACCUGGAGGCGGCGGUGGUGGAUACGGAGGCGGACCAGGAGGUGGUGGUGGAUAUGGAGGUGGCAGCGCCCACUCAAGCGCCUCCGCUACAGCCACCUCAUCGGCAGGUGCAGGUGGUGGCGGUGGCUACCAUGGCUUGCUGUUCCUAGAGUCUCGAGUCCGUUGUCUGGACCCGGCAAUAAACUCCGAGACCAAUUUGCACAAGGACGAUGAACCCCUGUGGUGCAAAUCCAGAUCGAGAAUCGUGAUGAAGGCCCUCAUUGUUCUUGCCGUGCUGGUGGCCGCUGCUUCGGCGGUGCCUCAAUUCUACGGAGGACCUGGAGGAUUCGGUGGCGGAUUCAGGGGUCCCGGUGGAUUUAGAGGUCACGGACGUUUUAGGGGUGGAUUUGGAGGACCUGGAGGAUUUGGAGGCGGCGGUUAUGGACCCUAUGGGGGUGGUGGUGGAUUCGGAAACCCCUAUGGUGGCUUCGGAGGCAACCCAUAUGGUGGUUAUGGCCCAAGUCCCAUUGCCGCAUUUGGCGGAAAUCCGUAUGGAGGCGGUGUCCCCAUUGGUGGAGGCGGCGGAAGUGCUGCAGCAUCGGCGUCAUCGAGUUCCUCGGCCUCAAGUGGUGGCGGCGGAGCAGCAUCCUCUUCAGCUUCUUCAUCGGCCUCGGCUGCCGGCGGCGGCGGCGGGACCAAAGUGUUCGGACCACUCUCGAGGCGACAACAACCCAAAAUGAAACUAUUCAUCGCGCUCUCCGUUCUGGCGGCUGUGGCAACGGCCCUGCCACAAUUCGGCGGCGGCAAUGCCAACGCCAAUGCCAACGCUAAUGCCAAUGCCCAGGGAUUCGGUGGAGGUCGUCAAGGAUUCGGUGGUCCAGGAUUUGGAGGUCGCCCAGGAUUCGGUGGUCCAGGAUUUGGCGGUCCAGGAUUCGGAGGUCGCCCAGGAUUCGGUGGCCCAGGAUUUGGCGGUCCAGGAUUCGGUGGUCCAGGAUUCGGUGGCCCUGGAUUCGGCGGCCCUGGUGGCUAUAAUCGUGGAGGAGGCGGUGGAUUUGGACCCGGUUUUGGAGGACGUCCAGGAUUCGGUGGCGGCGGCGGCGGCGGUGGUUCCUCUUCUGCUUCGGCCUCGUCCUCGGCGUCGGCUGCUGGAGGCGGUGGACGUGGUGGCGGUGGCUCAGCAUCCGCAUCCUCUUCAGCCUCUGCUUCAAGCGGUGGUGGUGGAUUCCGCGGUUAAGCCAAACCAAAACAAAAAUACAUAUUAGGAAUUUAAGCGAUAAGAAAUGACUGUGAA